UUAUCUUGUAGGAUGCAGGGGGGUUACGGCCGCACCUGGCAACCCCGCAGCCCGUCCUGACCGCUGAAAAACUUGUUGUUGUCGGGGAAAAUGGCGUCAAACGUAGAAGCCCCGGAGCGCUGGUACCUCGCCCUACUCGGCUUCGCGGAGCAUUUCCGAACCUCCAGCCCUCCCAAAAUACGCCUGUGCGUGCAUUGUCUCCAGGCCGUGUUUCAGUUUAAGCCGCCACAGAGGAUUGAGGCCCGUACGCAUCUCCAACUGGGCUCGGUUCUCUACCACCACACCAAGAACAGCGAGCUGGCCCGCAGCCACCUGGAGAAGGCGUGGUUUAUUUCCCAGCAAGUCCCUCAAUUUGAAGAUGUCAAGUUUGAAGCUGCAAGCAUUUUAUCUGAACUAUUCUGCCAACAGAAUUUGGUGGACUCUGCAAAGCCUCUUUUGCGCAAGGCCAUCCAGAUUUCUCAACAAACACCAUAUUGGCACUGCAGGCUGCUGUUCCAGCUGGCGCAACUUCACACACUGGAGAAAGACUUGGUGUCGGCAUGCGACCUACUGGGCGUCGGAGCGGAGUACGCCCGCGUGGUGGGCUCAGAAUACACCAGGGCGUUGUUUCUCCUCAGUAAAGGAAUGCUACUGCUAAUGGAGAGGAAGCUAGGGGAGGUCCAUCCCCUGCUCACGCUGUGUGGUACCAUCGUAGAGAACUGGCAGGGAAACCCCAUCCAAAAGGAGUCCUUGAGGGUCUUCUUCUUGGUCUUGCAGGUCACACACUACUUGGACGCUGGACAGGUUAAGAGUGUUAAGCCGUGCCUGAAGCAGCUACAGCAGUGCAUCCAGACCAUUUCUACACUCCAUGACGAUGAGAUUCUGCCAAGCAACCCAGCUGACCUCUUCCACUGGCUACCUAAGGAGCACAUGUGUGUUCUUGUAUAUCUAGUGACUGUGAUGCACUCCAUGCAAGCGGGCUACCUGGAGAAAGCACAGAAGUACACAGACAAGGCUCUAAUGCAGCUAGAGAAACUAAAAAUGUUGGACUGCAGCCCGAUCCUUUCUACCUUUCAAGUCAUUUUACUGGAGCACAUUAUCAUGUGUAGGCUCGUCACAGGCCACAAGGCCACUGCGUUACAGGAGAUCUCACAGGUGUGUCAGCUUUGCCAACAGUCUCCCAGGUUAUUCACCAACCACGCUGCUCAGCUUCACACGCUAUUAGGCCUCUACUGUAUCUCAGUCAACUGUAUGGAUAAUGCAGAGGCACAGUUUACGACAGCGUUGCGGCUCACCACACACCAGGAACUAUGGACUUACAUUGUCACUAACCUGGCCAGCGUCUACAUCAGGGAAGGAAACCGACAUCAAGAGUUGUACAGCCUCCUAGAGAGAAUAAACCCAGACCACAACUUCCCAGUCAGCUCGCAUUGCUUACGCGCCGCUGCCUUCUACAUCCGGGGACUGCUCUCCUUCUUCCAAGGCCGCUACAACGAGGCAAAACGGUUCUUGAGAGAAACACUCAAGAUGUCCAAUGCUGAGGACCUGAACAGACUGACCGCCUGCUCGCUUGUUCUGCUGGGCCACAUCUUCUAUGUACUGGGCAACCACAGAGAAAGCAACAACAUGGUGGUCCCUGCCAUGCAGCUCGCCAGCAAGAUCCCCGACAUGUCCGUGCAGCUUUGGUCCUCUGCGUUGUUAAAGGAUUUGAACAAGGCGCUCGGCAACACCAUGGAUGCCCACGAAGCAGCCCAGAUGCACCAGAACUUCUCCCAGCAGCUUCUGCAGGACCACAUCGCAGCCUGCAGCCUUCCCGAGCACAAUCUCAUCAGCUGGACCGACGGCCCUCCUCCUGUCCAGAUCCAAGCCCAGAACGGCCCCACUACCAGCCUUGCAAGCCUGCUAUGAGGAGGACUUUGUAUGUAUGCGUGUGUGUGUGUGACUGAGUGCGUAUGCAUGUAGUUGGUACAUUGUCACAGGCAACCAAAUGACAUCUUAAAAGUUGCUAUCAUUUUAGUCCAGAUACAGUGGUACCGCGGUUUUAGUAGAAUUCGGUUUUAAGCCAACAUUUUCAUCAAGAAUGUCUGUUGUAGUUUGAAUAAACACAUGUUUUUACAUUCAGUCAUAUAGACAAAGCUCUAAUAUACAGUCAAAUUCCAAUCGAAGUCAACGAGACUCUGGUUUCCAGAGUGUCAGCGAAUGCACCACGCCUCUAUGGUAAGUUUAGCCAAACAAUCAAGAGUAUUAUGGCACUUACUGGCUGUCCUCUGUAGUUUGGUAGAGAGCCUCGUCUUGCACUAGUAGCUUCAUUGCAGAGGUGGAAUUUGUGGGCUCGAAGAGAGUUACAAGCGUUGCAGAGUCGCGACGGUGUGAUUGCAUGAGUUGACGUGGACAAAGUCGUGUGUUUUUGGCUACAAGACGAGUGACAUUACUUUGACAAAUAGGGUGAGGAACCACGUUGAGUUUCAGAAAGCAAAGUAAGGAGGUGGCGUUUGUGAGGCCAUCCCCUGCUACCUUCUCUCCCAUGCCACUCAUCGCCAACAAGAGUAAGUAGUUUUUAUCCAUUUCAUGCAUUUUUGUGUGUCUGGAACAUAUUAAUUGAGUUUGAGUUUGAGUUUAUUUCGAACAUGCAAGCAUACAACAUGAUACAUCACAAUUUCCAGUUUCUCUUUUCAACAUGUUCGAAAAGGAGUAGGAAGAAGCAGAGCUUAUUUAAUCCUACCCCUUUUCUUUACAUAACAGCUGCAAAACUUUUUGUUCACUUCCUGUUCACAAUUUAUUCACAAACUCCAUAAGUAAUCACGAUAAAAAUAAAUAAAUAAAUAAAUAAUAGUAAGAAUUCGAUAAUAAUUGAAUUUACAUUUGACUUUCAACCGAUCCUUUGCAAGAGAUUAAUAACCAAAACCAAGGUACCACUGUCGAUCAUAUUUCCUGGUUCACUGCUAUCACAUGAAUUUGCUGUUGAACAAUUACCACUACUGCUUGUCAAGUUUGGGCUGGACUCUGAGAACUUCUCCACUUCCACCAUUGAGACCCCUUCAUCUACAUUUUUGCCAGCUUCCUUUUCCAUUUCUCGGGAAAACCAGGUGACGGGUAGACAAGAGGGUAGUAAAGAUGUAGAAGUCAUUAAUUUAUUCAUGUCAAUAUUUUUGUAUCUGUUGUUAAAUAUUCGACCAUUCGACAAUUGUUUUGGUUUUGUUUGGAUGCAUUCGUUUCCAUGUAUGGAAGUUACUGAUGUGGACUCCUUGUACAUUACUUUCUGACCUGGGUUUGCGAAUAAGAUAUUCUGGGUAGAUAUUUUUUGCACAAAAUCCAUAUUAGAGAAGUAAAGACAUGUUGUAAUAUAUUUUUCACACAAUAAUCAGUUGAAAUGUCAUGAAAUGUUUUUUGCUAUUUUUUUUGGAGUGAAUGCAUUUCUAAAAAAAAACAACCAAGUGUUCAGUUUUCAUUAUCAAUCGUUUCGAUGUCUAAGUUGAGUUUUAUAAUAUUGUGUUGUGACACUUUUUUUUUUUUUUUUUUCAUAAUAUAUUAAAUUGAUGUAUUCAUUUUUACAAAGUUCAGGUGUUUUUCAGCUAACUGUAACCUCCAGGUAGUUGUUUUUUUUGUUUGUUUUUUUACAUUUUACAAAUCGGUCCCUGUUCUACUCCGUUGUUUCCUUGACAGUUUGUGUGUACAAAUUUGCCACUCAUUGAACAUUUUAUUGUACAGUGACAUUUUAUAAAAUUCAAUUUAGAAAAGUGUCAUGUAUUUUUAGCCCUAAUUAUGUAGAAUAAUCUCAAUGCUUCGUAUUUAAGGCACUGUUAUGGAUACAGUUUAAACUUGAGUACUAGUUGAACUCUAUUAAUAUCUACGUUUUUAUUGCUCAUGUUUUCAAUAA
This is a messenger RNA of Entelurus aequoreus (snake pipefish), 3856 nucleotides long. RefSeq names its product MAU2 sister chromatid cohesion factor (gene mau2). Gene Ontology annotation, molecular function: double-stranded DNA binding; protein binding. The coding region runs from base 91 to 1887 and encodes 598 amino acids. Gene Ontology annotation, biological process: maintenance of mitotic sister chromatid cohesion; mitotic sister chromatid cohesion. The record is from RefSeq and is a predicted model, not a curated record. Lineage: Eukaryota; Metazoa; Chordata; Actinopteri; Syngnathiformes; Syngnathidae. The transcript is spliced from 18 exons. Gene Ontology annotation, cellular component: SMC loading complex; chromatin.